Molecule: messenger RNA, 681 nt
Organism: Paramecium tetraurelia
Lineage: Eukaryota; Ciliophora; Oligohymenophorea; Peniculida; Parameciidae
Exons: 4
Biological process (GO): regulation of DNA-templated transcription
Cellular component (GO): nucleus
Source: RefSeq, a predicted model, not a curated record
AUGGAAGUAUUGUGUGAUAAGAAAUUUUAGCAAUUUAUAAUGAACCUAGAUGAUACAGAUUUUAAAACUCCAUAAAAAUAACAAUUGUCCAAAUCACCUAUUACAUGCAAUAAACAAAGUUCACCCAAGAAACUGAAGGAAGAAUUCAAAAAAUAUAAGAUCAUCAGGAAAUUGGAAUUCAAUGAUGACUAGAUAGUAAUAAGACAAGAUGGAAUACAGGGAAGAAGUAAACGUAACAUUCCCAAAGAAAACAAAGUUAACUCAUCCUACACUUUGGGUCUUUUAAAUUCCAUCGAACUAAACCAAAAUAAUGUUAUCAUUAACAAGUUAGCCAAACCUAGCGAUGAUGAUUUAAUCAAUCUCUCCAGAGACGACAAUAUAGUGUGCAGAUGCAGAAAAUCAAAAUGCAUCAAAAACUAUUGUGUUUGCAGUGCCAACAAUCAAGAGUGUACAUUCAAAUGCGAAUGCUAUAAUUGUUCAAACAAACAGCCGAAAUCAGCUGUCUCAAAAUAAUCUGGUUCUGAAUAUUUGGGAUGCAAUUGCAGAAGAUAAGAUUGCUCCAAAGGCUAUUGUGAAUGCCAAAAGAGAAAAACCAAAUGCACAGCCAGAUGCAAUUGUUGUGAUGAAUGCAAAAAUUGUGAUAUACAACCCUUACCCUUUCGUUUAGAUGGUUUAUUCUGA